Molecule: messenger RNA, 6737 nt
Organism: Cucurbita moschata (crookneck pumpkin)
Lineage: Eukaryota; Viridiplantae; Streptophyta; Magnoliopsida; Cucurbitales; Cucurbitaceae
Product: TATA-binding protein-associated factor BTAF1
Exons: 29
Coding region: 252-6410 (2052 amino acids)
Molecular function (GO): DNA binding; ATP hydrolysis activity; ATP binding
Source: RefSeq, a predicted model, not a curated record
ACUCAUGCAAGAUUGAGCGAGCGAGCGAGCGAGGGAAGAAGGGUUUUCGUCGUCGGUUAUCGACUGAGCACCAUUCACCAAGUUGGAGAGCGAAGAAACGUAGAAACAAAGAUGUUUUGUUCAAUCCCAUUUCACUUAUCUUCAUCUCCUUCCAGGGCUUAGCGCAGUGAACGGGACUUGACGGUGGAUAGGAAUGUUAUCAAUUGUUAUUAUUAGCAGAAGUCUAGCGGCGUACUAGGAAUGUUAUUAUCAUGGCACAGCAGUCGUCUCGACUUCAUCGUCUUCUUACUCUCUUGGACACUGGUUCAACACAAGCAACGAGAUUUACUGCAGCUCGGCAGUUGGGGGAGAUUGCGAAAUCCCAUCCUCAGGACUUGACAUCUCUUUUGAAAAAGGUAUCUCAGUAUUUACGCAGUAAAAAUUGGGAUACACGGGUUGCGGCUGCCCAUGCGAUUGGGGCUAUUGCACAGAAUGUUAAGCACACAUCUGUGUCUGAGCUCAUUGACUGUGUUGGACUAAAGAUUUCAGAGGCUGGCUUGUCUGGUACUAUCGAGGAUGUCCUGGCCAUGCCUGAUUUGCAGUCUGCAUUUAAAAGUUUUGAUAUGAAUAAUGUGCUUGAAUUUGGCGCCUUGGUGGCAUCUGGAGGACAGGAGUUUGAUGUCACCAGUGAAAACAUCAAGAGCCCAAAGGAGCGUUUGGCUCGUCAAAAGCAAAAUCUUCGUCGUCGUUUAGGUUUGGAUGUGUGUGAGCAAUUCAUGGAUGUCAGUGACAUGAUAAGAGAUGAGGACCUUAUCUUGGACAAAGUUAACAUGCAUGGUAAUGGUGGAGACAGGCAGAUGUAUCCAUCGAAAUCAAUACAUAAUAUCCAACAGUUCGUUGCUAACAUGGCCCCGUAUCUUGUAUCCAAAAGGCCCAGUGCUCGGGAAAGGAACCUUCUGAAACGAAAAGCAAAAAUAAACUCGAAGGACCAGACAAAACACUGGUCUGAGGAAGGAGAGACAGAUGUAGCAGGCACCCAACUAGUGGAAACACCAAGGGGCUCAGGUCCGGACUUAUUAAGUUCACAAAAGGCAGCUGUGAGUGUAAAUAAUGAUGAUGAUUUUGGUGAUCAUGAUGGUGAUGGACAAUGGCCUUUCCAUAAUUUUGUUGAGCAACUUCUUCUUGAUAUGUUUGAUUCGAAUUGGGAAGUUCGUCAUGGUAGUGUGAUGGCCCUGAGAGAAAUCUUAACUCAUCAAGGAGGUUGUGCUGGAGUACUGUUGCCUGAUUUGGUCGUGGACAGUUCUCCAUUGACCACGUUAGAAGAUGGAAGUAUGCCAAAUAAGCUAAAGCGCGAAAGGGACAUUGAUUUAAAUAUGCAAUUGACGGAGGAUGAAUUUGAGUUCAAACUGAAAAGACCCAAGUUUGAAGACGCCUUAUGUCCACCUGUCAAUCCGAUGGUUUGUGCCCACGAGGAUAUUAAAUUGGGGAUAAGUGUGAAGGUUGAAAAUGAUGAUAGGCCUUUGCCUGAUGAUCAGUCUGAAGCUCAAUUUAAUGUUUGCUCUGUAAAGGUGGAGGAUCAUCCCAAUGGUUCAUAUUUGCAUAAAGAUACAUCUGAAGCAGCAGCCGAGGAGUGCCCUGAUAAUAAAUUACCUUCAGAGGGUACUACUAUGCUCAAGAACUUUUCUGAAAAUCACGAGCUGAGGAAUUUGGUUAAAUUGACUAGGCAUUCUUGGCUGAAGAAUUUUGAGUUUCUUCAAGACUGCGCGAUUCGUCUAUUGUGUAUAUUACUUCUCGAUCGUUUUGGAGAUUAUGUAUCAGAUCAAGUCGUAGCCCCUGUGCGUGAAACCUGCGCUCAAGCAUUGGGUGCAGUGUUCAAGUACAUGCAUCCUUCACUAGUUAAUGAAACGCUAAAUAUCUUGCUGCAAAUGCAGUUCAGACAGGAAUGGGAAGUUCGUCAUGGGAGUCUUUUAGGCAUAAAGUAUUUGGUUGCUGUACGGAAGGAACUUCUUCAUGAUUUGCUUUCACGCAUUCUCCCUGCAUGUAAAGCAGGGCUUGAGGACCCAGAUGAUGACGUUCAGGCAGUUGCAGCUGAUGCUUUAAUUCCGGCUGCUUCUUCUAUUGUUUCUCUCAAGGGUCAGACCUUGCAUUUAAUUGUGAUGCUGCUCUGGGACAUCCUGCUUGAUUUGGAUGAUCUAAGUCCAUCCACCAGCAGUGUAAUGAAUCUUUUGGCCGAAAUCUAUUCCCAGAAAGAGAUGAUUCCAAAGAUGUUUGAGGCAUUAAUUUUAAGAGAGACCCAAGAGUUUGAUCUAAAUGGAGCUAUUCAUGUGCAUGAGACCCCAGAAGGAAUACGUUCGCAGGAAAAUCCAUAUGCAUUUGCAUCAUUGGCGCCGAGGUUAUGGCCAUUUAUGAGGCACAGUAUCACAUCAGUUCGUUAUUCAGCUAUCCGCACUUUGGAACGGUUGCUAGAAGCAGGAUUGAAACAAAUAAUUUCUGUGCCUUCUACUUCCAUUUGGCCGACAACCAUUUUAGGUGACACCCUUAGGAUUGUGUUUCAGAAUUUGCUUCUAGAAUCAAAUGAUGAUAUUUUGGAGUGCUCAGAGCGAGUUUGGAGGCUCCUCCUCCAGUCUCAAGUGAAGGAAUUGGAACUUGUGGCAAGGUCACAUGUUUCAUCCUGGUUGGAGCUUGCAACAACAACAUACGGUUCUGCAUUUGACAGUUCAAAAUUAUUUUGGCCAGUAGCGCUUCCUAGAAGAAGUCAUUUUAGGGCUGCUGCUAAAAUGAGAGCUGUAAAACUUGAAAAUGAGUCUUCCAGCGGAGUUGGCAUGGAGUUGGCAAAGGUAACUAUUUCACAUGAAAGAAAUGGAGAUUCUUCGUCCAGUUUUUCUAAGAUCAUUGUCGGUGCUGAUGCGGAUAUCUCAGUGACUCAUACCCGAGUUGUCACUGCAACAGCCUUGGGAAUUUUUGCUUCUAAGCUGAAUGAGGGAUCUUUGCAAGAUGUAAUUGGUCCAUUAUGGAAUGCUUUUAAAUCCUCAUCUGGAGUCCAGCGGCAGGUAGCCUCCAUUGUCCUUAUUUCUUGGUUCAAAGAGAUAAGGAACCAAGAGAAGAACUCUCGAGAUCAUGGAGUUAUUUCUUGGCUGCCCAAUUAUUUAAGAGAAAGGUUGUUGGAUCUGUUAACGUGCUCUGAUCCUGCAUUUCCUACGAAGGAUUCACUACUUCCUUACUCUGAACUUUCAAGGACAUAUUCUAAGAUGCGUGGCGAGGCUACACAAUUAGUACGGGCCAUUGAGUCAUCUGGGAUGUUGAAGGAAUUCUUUUCGGGUAACCAGAUUGACUUGGAGAACCUGACUGCUGAUGAUGCAAUUAAUUUUGCUUCGAAAAUUCCAACAUCGCUUGGAGAUAUUGAUGGAAAUGGGUUGGAGGGCAGGCAGGGUAUUGAUGAUAUAGAGUCAUUGAAACAACGUCUUUUGACAACUUCAGGGUAUUUGAAGUGUGUUCAGGGUAAUUUGCAUAUCUCGGUUUCUGCAAUGGUUGCUGCUGCAGUUGUUUGGAUGUCUGAGCUUCCAACCAGACUUAAUCCAAUUAUUUUGCCUUUGAUGGCUUCCAUAAAAAGAGAGCAGGAGGAAAUACUACAACAAAAAGCAGCAGACGCACUAGCAGAGUUAAUUUGUCAGUGUGUUCUACGUAAACCUGGGCCAAAUGAUAAGUUGAUAAAAAAUAUUUGUACUUUGACCUGCAUGGACGCUUCUGAAACACCUCAAGCUGCAGUUAUUUGCUCCAUGGAGGUAAUUGAUGAGCAAGAUAUUCUUUCUUCUGGGACUAGUACGAGAAAAUCAAGAACAAAAGUUCAUACACUGUCUGGUACCGAUGAUCGAUCAAGAAUUGAGGGUUUUAUUAGCAGACGUGGUUCUGAACUUGUUUUAAGGUGUCUCUGUGAGAAGCUUGGGGAUGCAUUAUUUGGGAAGCUUCCGAAGCUUUGGGAUUGUCUUACAGAAAUAUUGUUGCCUACUACUACUGAAAAUGUUACUGCUGAAGAUGAACAGAAAAUAAUGCACACCAUUGAAUCUGUGAAGGAUCCUCAGACCUUGAUAAAUAACAUCCAGGUGGUACGAUCUAUUGCUCCAAUGCUCAAUGAGAAGUUGAAACCAAGGCUACUUACCCUACUUCCCUGCAUUUUUGGAUGUAUUCGGCACUCUCAUGUAGCUGUUAGAUUAGCAGCUUCUAGAUGCAUCACUUCCAUGGCCAAGUCAUUGACCAUCGAUGUCAUGGGGGCUGUGAUACAAAAUGCCAUUCCUAUGUUAGAAGAUAUGAAUUCCGUAAAUUCAAGACAAGGUGCUGGCAUGCUUAUUAGCUUGCUUGUUCAGGGAAUGGGUGUAGAGCUGGUUUCUUAUGCUCCUUUAUUGGUGGUUCCACUUUUAAGGUGUAUGAGUGAUUGUGAUCAGUCUGUUAGACGAUCUGUGACCCACAGUUUUGCUGCUUUGGUGCCUCUUCUUCCAUUAGCACGUGGUCUUCCACCACCUGUUGGACUCAGUGAAGCUUUUUCUAAAAAUAAGGAAGACGCCCAAUUUCUGGAACAACUACUUGAUAACUCCCACAUUGAAGAUUACAAACUCUGUACUGAACUGAAGAUGACACUGAGAAGGUAUCAGCAAGAAGGGAUAAAUUGGUUGGCAUUCUUAAAACGUUUCAAACUUCAUGGAAUCCUGUGUGAUGACAUGGGUCUUGGUAAAACACUUCAGGCAUCGGCAAUUGUGGCAUGUGACAUAGUUGAACGCCUCACCUUAAAUAAUAGAGAAGAUAUUCCACCAUCUUUGAUAAUUUGUCCAUCAACACUAGUUGGACACUGGGCCUUUGAAAUAGAGAAGUAUGUUGAUGUCUCCAUACUUUCUACGCUCCAAUAUGUUGGUUCAGUACAGGAACGGACAUCUCUUCGAGAUUGUUUCAACAAGUAUAAUGUCAUCAUAACGUCAUAUGAUGUGGUGCGUAAGGAUGUUGAGUAUCUUUCACAAUUUCACUGGAACUAUUGCAUACUAGACGAAGGACAUAUUAUAAGGAAUGCAAAAUCCAAAAUAACCCUUGCUGUAAAGCAAUUGAGAUCUCAAAAUCGUCUGGUACUAAGUGGAACCCCAAUUCAGAACAACGUCAUGGACUUGUGGUCACUUUUUGAUUUUCUAAUACCCGGUUUUCUUGGAACAGAGAGACAGUUUCAAUCAACUUAUGGAAAACCACUACUAGCAGCUAGAGAUUCUAAAUGUUCAGCUAGGGAUGCAGAAGCUGGGGCACUCGCCAUGGAAGCAUUGCACAAGCAGGUCAUGCCUUUCCUUCUUCGACGAACUAAAGAUGAAGUGCUGUCUGAUCUGCCAGAAAAAAUCAUUCAAGACAGAUACUGUGACUUGAGCCCUGUACAACUAAAAUUAUAUGAAAGAUUCUCUGGUUCUCAUGUUAGACAGGAAAUAUCAAGUAUAGUCAAAUCAAAUGAAUCAGAAGUACCACAGGAAAGCAGUGUUUCAACAAAAGCAUCUUCACAUAUAUUUCAGGCACUUCAAUAUUUGCUUAAACUUUGUAGUCAUCCUUUGCUUGUCACUGGAGAAAAAAUGACAGAUUCAAUGAAGUGCCUCCUGACAGAGCUCAUACCCGAUAGUUCUGACUUAGUUUCUGAACUUCAUAAACUGUACCACUCUCCUAAAUUAGUUGCUCUCCGGGAAAUUCUUGAGGAGUGCGGAAUUGGUGUUGAUACUUUGAGUUCUGAUGGGGCUGGCAGCUUUGGCCAGCACAGAGUCUUGAUAUUUGCACAACAUAAAGCCUUAUUGGACAUUAUUGAAAGAGAUUUAUUCCACGCUCACAUGAAGAAUGUUACGUACUUGCGAUUGGAUGGAUCUGUUGAGCCGGAGAAACGUUUUGACAUUGUCAAGGCCUUCAAUUCUGAUCCUACCAUCGAUGCUUUGCUCCUUACAACACAUGUUGGUGGUCUUGGUUUGAAUCUGACAUCCGCUGACACCCUUGUUUUCAUGGAGCAUGAUUGGAAUCCAAUGCGAGAUCAUCAGGCAAUGGACAGAGCCCACAGGUUAGGCCAGCGGAAGGUUGUAAACGUCCAUCGACUCAUAAUGCGCGGAACAGUAGAAGAAAAAGUUAUGAGCCUUCAAAAGUUUAAAGUUUCAGUUGCCAACGCUGUCAUCAAUUCUGAAAAUGCCAGUAUGAAAACUAUGAAUACUGAUCAAUUGCUUGAUCUUUUCACAUCUGCUGAAACCUCCAGAAAGGGAGCAACGUCGAUGUCAUCGAAGCAGUCAGAUGAGAACUUUGAUGGAGAGGUAAAAGCAAUGGGUGGAAAGAAGGGUCUGAAAGCUAUUCUUGGAGGACUGGAGGAACUUUGGGACCAAUCUCAGUACACUGAAGAGUACAGUCUUAGCCAGUUCUUAGCAAAGCUCAAUGGCUGAAGAAGUUCUUGUGCACACGCCAUGUACAAAGUGUAUAUAAAGUGGGAGAUGAUUGAAAAGGCCCAAAUUUUGACACUCUUUAACCACCAAUAGGUUUCUGUCUUCCCUUAAACUCUCUUCCGUUCCUCCCUUUUCCCCCCAGAGGCUCAUGCAGUUUUUUCAAGAACGGUCGGAGCGUACCGGAUGACGAUCUACUGAGAGGUGUAACGUAACAUCUCGCAACUAAUGCACUUUCAGGACUGGGAAGGAAUGAGAAUUUGUAUAUGUCGGAUAUUGUAUAUACGAUUCAUUUCACCUUUUAAAUGAAAUCCAUUCUUCCAUAUCCUU